This is a messenger RNA of Aspergillus wentii DTO 134E9, 1665 nucleotides long. RefSeq lists its product as uncharacterized. Lineage: Eukaryota; Fungi; Ascomycota; Eurotiomycetes; Eurotiales; Aspergillaceae. The record is from RefSeq and is a predicted model, not a curated record. Bases 1 to 1665 code for a protein of 554 amino acids. The transcript has 5 exons.
AUGUCCUCGAUUCACCCCGAAGGCGUAUUCGACAGUCUAGCCAAAUUUUACGUCUCCGCUGCCAUUAUCUGGACUGUCGCUCUCCUCGCCGGUUGUGUUUUUCUUUGCAUGAACCGUCAUCAGCACUGCAUUCGCAUCCGAAACCUGCCUCUCGCACUGAGUGCGGUAGCAUGUCUUCAUGUCUACUGGAUUCUGUGUAUGGUCGCAUACUCGAUGGGUAAUGCGUACCCAUGUGUCGCCGAAUACUGGAUUAUGAGCAUAUAUCUGCCUCUGGGAAUUGCUCUUUUCCAAGCAAAUAGCAUGCAACUUUUGAAUGUGUUUGGCAUCCAAGAGAAGCUGCUCCUCAAUGCCCGUCAACCGUCUCGAUCCCACUUGACCGCUCGAUCAAAAUCCCCCAGUCAAUACGUGUUGCAAUGGAAGCAGAUGAAUCUGGUACAGCGGACCGAGGUGGGAAUUGCUAUUGGAAUGGUGAUCCAGGUGAUUGUGUCACUCACUAUAUUCCUAACCUCGCGAAAAUUCCAUAAUUUUGGCACCUUUUCCCACUCCACUAGUCCAGAUGAAUGUCGGACGGGUCCCGAAUGGAUUCCCUCGAUUCUUUGGCAAUUGUGCUGGUCCUGGAUAUUUGCGCCAUGGAUGCUAUGGAAGAUUCGCAACAUCCAUGAUAUCCAUCACUGGCGGCUGCAGAUUACAUGCUGUGUCAUUGCCGGUUUACCCGGCUCGCCGAUGUGGCUGGCAGCGCUGUAUUUGUCUACCGAUACAUGGAAAGCCAUUGGCAGAUACUGGGUACCGGCUCUCUGGUUUGCUCCCGGUAUCAUGGCAAUGGAGGCUGUCACUGUUUUCUUUCCAUGCUAUGAGCUGGUUGUCUCUAAAAAGCAGAGAAACAGCAUGAUCGAGGAAAUCCAAGGCUGGGCUGAGAGGAAGGCUGCUGCCUCAAACGACACAGCCUCUGGGACUGCGCUAUCAUCUCAAAGCGGACUUGGUCGGAUGGAUCCAUUAUACUCCCGAAGAGCCUUGGAUAAGUGCUUAGCAGAGGACUCGAGGGCUCUGCUCCACUUUGCCGCGUCCAAGGAAUUCAGUGGCGAGAAUAUACUUUUCUUGAAUUACGUGCGCGACUGGAAAGCUGCAUGGAUAACGAUGAAUGCAUCACAGCUACAUUACGACUGGAAAGGCGAUCUUCAAUCUCACCGACUUCAUUUUUUCAAUAUCGCGGUCGAGAUCUUUGCCGCCUGUGUCGAUUUGAGACUGGCAGAAUUCCCCAUCAAUAUCGAAUCUCGCAUCUACGCCGAUCUGACCAACAUCUUCGGCGAAGCCGCCUUCUACCUUGGCCAACAUGUGUCCAAGGGAGGCAGAGCACCCACUUACAGGAAUCUCCCCAAGACUUACAACCAGACGCCGUUACAUAAGAAAAUGAAUUCCACUGUCGUCAUGGUGGAUGAAGAAGACACCGAGGCUCUGUGCUUAGACAAAUACCCGAGCGAUAGCGACGGCCAGAGCAUCAUGCAUAUCGAACCUCGUGUGCCGGGCUUCAUAUCGAUUCCUGCAGAGUUUGAUAUCCAUUCCUUUGAUGAGGCCGAAAAGUCGAUCAAGACUUUGGUCUUCACUAACACCUGGCCUAAGUUCAUUGAAUCUGAAUCUUCGGGCGACUUGUCAAGCAACCCUCCGUAA